Molecule: messenger RNA, 2403 nt
Organism: Pygocentrus nattereri (red-bellied piranha)
Lineage: Eukaryota; Metazoa; Chordata; Actinopteri; Characiformes; Serrasalmidae
Gene: kcnab2a
Product: potassium voltage-gated channel, shaker-related subfamily, beta member 2 a
Exons: 14
Coding region: 964-2157 (397 amino acids)
Biological process (GO): potassium ion transport; transmembrane transport; regulation of action potential
Cellular component (GO): extrinsic component of cytoplasmic side of plasma membrane; cytoplasm; voltage-gated potassium channel complex
Molecular function (GO): transmembrane transporter binding; voltage-gated potassium channel activity; potassium channel regulator activity
Source: RefSeq, a predicted model, not a curated record
UCCGUCCCUCCCACCCUUGUCCCCCCGCUCUCUGCCUUUUUCUUUCACGCACGCUCUGCCUCUUUUGUGGAGCGCCAGCAAACGUGAGGCGGCUCUUUGACUGACAGACGAAUAGGAUAAUACGCUCACCGGGGGGUACUACCAAAGAAGACAUCUCUAGUGGUGCACAGUUUGUCCACUUUUCAGCCUAAAAGUGUGCAGGAACAUGUUGCGUGAACGAUGUUUGCAGCUCUUGUUUUCAAUCUGUUAACUCAUGCAGAAAGAAGACAACAUCAGGCACAUUUCUGAGCAGGGAUAACUGGAUUGUGCCGCAGAGAUAGCGAUUGAGCUGCUGAAAAAAGAAAUUAGGAAAGAGCCCACCUCUCUGUGGACGUCUGAAUGAGUAAGAAAAACUGUGGUGGUGUAUGUGGAUAGGGAUCUAAGCUCCUGUUCCUGGAGAAGUACUUCGCUGCUGGAAGGUGCAGUGAGACAACUGGAGGCGACUUCUUUUGCGACUUGUAUUCUGGCUGAAUGACUGAGACACGGAUCAGCACUCUCCUCCACCUCUUGCUCUCCUCUACUCCCUCCGUCCACCUCAUUUCCUCUCACCCAGGGCUGAGACUGGAGCAUCAGGCUGAAAGAGCUCACUGCACACUCCAUUAAGACUGAAGACUGCAAAAGGAACAUCACUCUUAGAGAUCUGUCGCUUUCUUCUUGUUUCUCGAUUUUUGGACUUUGCUGGUUUUAGAAAGUGCCUGCUUUGAUCUUCUGUUGUACCACUGUCUUGUCUUUCAUUGCCAUUGCUGAACUUUGUGGUAGAGAGUGUUUUAGAAGGACUGCCAGUCUGUCUUAAUCUUCUCUCUUACCACUGUCUUAUCCUAGAGUGCUCUUAUCUUUGCCGGACUUUGUGACAGAUUGUACUUGUCUUCAAAUUCUGAAAGGAAUUCCCACUUCUCCUGAUCACCCUGCAUCCCCCAGGCCAGGAUGCAGGUGUCCUUUGUGUGUACGGACCACCGGUCCAUGAGCCGCAGCACAGAUGACCGGCUAAACCGGCAGAAUGCCAACAGCCCAAACACGGGCACCCGCAGCAAGUUCAGAGCCGUGGCCAUGGUGGCCCGCAGCCUUGGCCAGCUGUCCGUCCAGAGCGUACCCUCUUCAAGUGACCAGAGUAUGAGGACCGGCAUGAAGUAUAGAAACCUUGGGAAGUCUGGACUGAGGGUGUCAUGCCUUGGGUUAGGAACAUGGGUGACGUUUGGUGGUCAGAUCACAGACGAGAUGGCCGAACAGCUGAUGACUCUUGCUUAUGAAAACGGGAUCAAUCUGUUCGACACAGCCGAGGUCUACGCUGCAGGAAAGGCCGAGGUGGUGCUGGGCAAUAUAAUAAAGAAGAAGGGAUGGAGGCGCUCCAGUUUAGUGAUCACUACAAAAAUCUUUUGGGGUGGAAAGGCAGAGACUGAAAGAGGACUGUCUAGAAAGCACAUUAUAGAAGGUUUAAAAGCUUCAUUGGAGAGAUUGCAGUUAGAAUACGUGGAUGUGGUGUUUGCGAACAGACCAGACCCGAACACGCCUAUGGAAGAGACGGUGCGAGCGAUGACCCACGUGAUCAAUCAGGGAAUGGCCAUGUACUGGGGCACGUCCCGCUGGAGCCCCAUGGAAAUAAUGGAAGCAUACUCUGUGGCACGACAGUUUAACCAGAUUCCCCCAAUCUGUGAGCAGGCUGAGUAUCACAUGUUUCAGAGAGAGAAGGUGGAAGUGCAGUUGCCUGAGCUUUUUCAUAAGAUAGGUGUAGGGGCAAUGACAUGGUCUCCGCUUGCCUGUGGGAUCAUCUCAGGGAAAUAUGAUAGCGGGGUGCCUCCAUACUCCCGCGCCUCUCUCAAGGGCUACCAGUGGUUGAAGGACAAGAUCUUGAGCGAGGAGGGCCGGCGUCAGCAGGCGAAGCUGAAAGAGCUGCAGGCAAUCGCCGAGCGGCUGGGCUGCACACUGCCACAGCUCGCCAUCGCGUGGUGCCUAAGGAAUGAAGGAGUCAGCUCUGUGCUCUUAGGAGCCUCCAAUACUGAUCAGCUCAUGGAGAAUAUAGGCGCAAUACAGGUCCUCCCGAAGUUAUCCUCCUCCAUCGUGCAUGAGGUGGACAGCAUACUGGGGAACAAACCCUACAGUAAAAAGGACUACCGCUCCUAGUGCGUGGGGAGACCAGGGGCCAUCCACACCGACCUUUGCCUGUUCCUCUGUUUGCUUGAGCUUUUACUGAAUGAGUAACCGGCGCAUGAGACUGGCAGGCACUCCCGACCCUGGAGGGGAAGCCUUUUAGAAAAAUACAGGGCAAGACAAAUAAGAAAAAAAAAAACUUAAAAAAAAAAAAUGAAAACAAAGAGAAAAAAAAGCUAGACAGUAAGUCAUAUUCACAGAGAAAAGGAAAGAGCCAGA